UGAAUGACGCCACGCUCAAUGCUCAUGGACGCGCCUAAAAAUGUCCUACUAAUGUCAAGUUGACGUGAGUGGAGUUAGAGGUUAUAAUGUUGGAGUAGUCUGAGUCUUUUUGUGUCUUAAAAACGCGAAAAUUUUGAUCAAACUCGCACCCCGUGACUGAAAAAAUGAGCACGAAACUCAUUUUUCGUAGCGGAUUAACAAAAACCGAUCCGCAACAAACGCCAGUGUUGAUAAUCGGGCAAGUGAAGCAUUUAACGCAGUUGAAAUUUCAAGAUAUCAAAAGUAAGCUUGAACCUAGGGUUAGUGAAGACGUGUUCAAGGUUGCGGUCUCUAGUCUGCAUCCAUCACCGACUGAUAGCUGCUCUUUGUAUCUGAAUUUGGCUACGAUAGCCGCCUUGCCGGUCAAAUGUAGCCGACAUAAUACUCCUUCAAGGGCUCAUGCAAUCACCCGGCUAGUGCAGAGCUGCACAGUGGGACUCGACGAGAGCAUUGUGAUAAUUUGCGAACGUAACGAUGUAUACGCAAGUGGGUGUGCUGUGGCCCGGGCUUUUCCCCUCUACAGCCGCAAAACGGGUUCCAACACCACUGAAUAUUCAACAGUUUCGGUAGAAUUUGUAAUACUUCCCUCCAACUCAGAUGAAAUUGAUGGGAGUGAACUCACCGCCGAAGAAUUGAAAAUUCUCGAUGAUGCCGCGACUGGAAUUCGUCUAGCUGCCCGUAUUGUUGAUACUCCGUGCAAUGAAAUGAACGUCGAUCAUUUCCUUCAAGAAAUUCGCGAAGUCGGAGACGCUCUGAAAAUCCAACCGACAAUCAUCCGUGGCGAAGAACUGGCCGAAAGAGGCUUCGGGGGUAUUUACGGGGUGGGCAAAGCCGCUAGUGUUCCUCCAGCACUCGCAGUGCUUAGCCACACCCCUCAGGGGGCUCAUUCGACUAUUGCGUGGGUCGGUAAAGGCAUUGUUUACGAUACUGGUGGUUUGAGUAUCAAGGGAAAAACGGCUAUGCCGGGCAUGAAACGGGAUUGUGGAGGCGCUGCUGGGAUUCUGGGGGCAUUUUAUGCCGCAGUUAAGGCCAAUUUUACGCAGAAUUUACACGCCGUGUUUUGUUUAGCUGAGAAUGCUGUAGGCCCCAAUGCCACCAAACCCGACGAUAUUCACACUCUUUACUCAGGCCGCACUGUAGAAAUCAACAAUACCGACGCAGAGGGCCGUCUCGUCCUUUCAGACGGCGUCGCCUACGCUCAGAAAGAUUUAAAAGCCAACGUAAUUUUAGAUAUGGCAACGUUGACUGGAGCUCAGGGUGUCGCUACUGGUAAAUACCACGCCGCUGUGUUAACAAACAACGAAGAUUGGGAAACUAUCGCAAUGGAGGCUGGAUUGACCUCCGGCGACUUGGUUUUCCCAAUACCGUUUUGUCCUGAGUUACACUUUUCUGAGUUUUCAUCGGCCGUUGCUGACAUGAAAAACUCGGUGGCUGAUCGAAGCAAUGCUCAGUCGAGUUGUGCGGGACUUUUCAUUGCGGCUCAUUUAGGGUUCGAUUAUCCAGGGGUGUGGGUGCAUGUUGAUAUGGCAACGCCGGUGCAUUGUGGUGAAAGAGCGACUGGGUAUGGAGUGGCUCUUUUGACCACGCUCUUCGGUAAGUACUGUAAACAACCGUUACUUAAAUCCAUCGGCCCAGACUUAGAUGUCAAAAAUGAAAAUCCCGCCAAAAAAUUAAGAAAAAAAUAAUUGGGUAUUGGUUGGAUAAGGUUAAAAAGUGUGUCAUAUUUUACUUAAAAGCACUAUUAUGUUAAAAUUUUUGCUUCAUUAAUUUUGUAUCACUACAAAUAAAUUUUUUAACAAUUA
Tribolium madens (black flour beetle) is the source of this 1841-nucleotide messenger RNA. Its product is annotated as probable aminopeptidase NPEPL1. Bases 165 to 1724 code for a protein of 519 amino acids. NCBI's taxonomy places the organism in Eukaryota, Metazoa, Arthropoda, Insecta, Coleoptera, Tenebrionidae. The record is from RefSeq and is a predicted model, not a curated record. Gene Ontology annotation, biological process: proteolysis. The transcript is spliced from 8 exons. Gene Ontology annotation, molecular function: metalloaminopeptidase activity; manganese ion binding. Gene Ontology annotation, cellular component: cytoplasm.